Messenger RNA from Emys orbicularis (European pond turtle), 1992 nucleotides. RefSeq names its product sodium channel epithelial 1 subunit beta (gene SCNN1B). Gene Ontology annotation, molecular function: ligand-gated sodium channel activity. Gene Ontology annotation, cellular component: sodium channel complex; plasma membrane. The transcript is spliced from 12 exons. Gene Ontology annotation, biological process: sodium ion transmembrane transport. NCBI's taxonomy places the organism in Eukaryota, Metazoa, Chordata, Testudines, Emydidae. The record is from RefSeq and is a predicted model, not a curated record. The coding region runs from base 1 to 1992 and encodes 663 amino acids.
AUGUUCACAGGCAUGACAAUGAACUUUAAAAGGUAUUUCAUUAGAGUGCUGCACCGUCUCCAGAAGGGGCCGGGAUACACAUACAAAGAGCUGCUGGUCUGGUACUGCGAUAACACCAACACGCAUGGGCCCAAGCGCAUCAUCCGAGAGGGGCCAAAGAAAAAAGUCAUCUGGUUUUUCCUGACUCUGCUCUUCGCAUCUCUCGUCUUCUGGCAAUGGGGGAUCCUGAUUGACACAUACCUCUCCUACAGUGUCAGUUCAUCUCUGUCUAUAGGGUUUAAGACCAUGAAGUUCCCAGCAGUCACAGUCUGCAAUGCCAGCCCCUACAAAUACUCCAAGGCGAGGCAUCUAUUGAAAGAGUUGGAUGAGCUCACUGAGGCAGCCCUGGAAAGGAUCCUGCAGUCCAAGCACGGGGACGCAAUCUCAGCUCCCCCACUAAACUCCAGCGAGACUGUUUCUCAGCGGUUAGACCUGAAGCUCUGGAACCAAAUCCCCUUGGUUCUGAUUGAUGAGAGUGACCCAGACCAUCCCGUCAUUAUCGAUCUCUUUGAGACCGACCAAAGCGGCUCAGGAACCCGACCCAACAAUUCCUCUCCCGCCCUGUCCAACGUGACGUCAGAAGUGAAGAAACACAAAGUGGCAGUGAAGCUGUGCCACCACAAGGACACCCCCCAGUGCAUGUACUGGAACUUCACCAGCGCAGCCCAAGCGGUGACAGAAUGGUACAUUCUACAGUCCACUAGCAUCCUCUCUAAAGUCCCGCUGCAAGAGAGGAUCAGGAUGGGCUACCAGCCAGAGGACAUGAUCCUAGCAUGUCUGUACGGGGCAGAGCCCUGCAGCUACAGAAAUUUCACCCAGAUCUUUCAUCCUGACCAUGGCAACUGCUACAUCUUUAACUGGGGAAUGGAUAAGGAAGCCCUGAUUUCUUCCAACCCGGGAGCAGAGUUUGGGCUGAAGUUAAUUCUGGACAUCAGCCAACAAGACUACAUUCCCUACCUCACAUCUACUGCUGGGGCCAGGCUUAUGCUGCAUGAGCAGAAGAGUUUCCCAUUUCUUAAAGACCAGGGCAUCUAUGCCAUGUCUGGGACAGAAACCUCUAUCGGCGUAUUAGUGGAUGAACUUGAGCGGAUGGGUUAUCCCUACAGCGACUGCACGAUGAAUGGGUCAGAUGUCCCCGUAAAAAAUCUUUAUAACGAAUAUAACACCUCCUACUCCAUACAGGCUUGUCUGCGCUCCUGUCUCCAAGCUCAGAUGUUUGAAAAUUGUGGGUGUGGUCACUAUCUGUUCCCUUUACCUGAAGGGGUAAAUUAUUGCAACAGUGAAGAUGAUCCAGACUGGGCAUAUUGCUAUUCUUCACUGAGAUCAAGUAUAAGACACAGGCAGUUUUGUAUUGACUCUUGUAAGGAAACAUGCAAUGACACUCAGUACAAGAUGACCAUAUCGAUGGCAGACUGGCCGUCUGAAGCUUCCGAGGACUGGAUUUUCCAUAUUUUGUCCUAUGAAAGAGAUCUGUCAACAAAUGUGACUCUGGACAGAAAUGGGAUCAUCAAGCUAAAUAUUUACUUCCAAGAGUAUAACUACAGAACCAUCUCGGAAUCUGCAGCUACAACCAUUGUGUGGCUCCUGUCAAGCUUGGGAGGCCAGUUUGGGUUCUGGAUGGGGGGCUCGGUGCUGUGCCUCAUUGAAUUUGGAGAAAUCAUCAUUGACUUUCUGUGGAUCACCAUAAUUAACAUCAUCAGCUGGUGCAAAGGCCUGAAGCAGAAACGAGCCCGGGCCCAGUACCCAGACACACCUCCGACUGUGUCAGAGCUGGUGGAGGCUCACACCAAUCUUGGGUUCCAACAUGAGGACACCAACAUCACCCCCUGUGAUGAAGUUCCUCCCCCUGGAGCACUCCCACCAGAGCCAGGCACCCCACCACCCAAGUACGACUCCCUGCGGGUAGACCCACAGGCUGGCAUUGACUCGGACAGCGAUGCAGAGGCCAGUUAA